Molecule: messenger RNA, 1673 nt
Organism: Diachasmimorpha longicaudata
Lineage: Eukaryota; Metazoa; Arthropoda; Insecta; Hymenoptera; Braconidae
Product: glyoxylate reductase/hydroxypyruvate reductase-like
Exons: 4
Coding region: 272-1279 (335 amino acids)
Cellular component (GO): cytosol
Molecular function (GO): glyoxylate reductase (NADPH) activity; hydroxypyruvate reductase [NAD(P)H] activity; hydroxypyruvate reductase (NADH) activity
Source: RefSeq, a predicted model, not a curated record
GGGGGAAUUCUUCCAUCUGGAAGCUAAAGAGGUCUAAAAGUGUUCUAGCCCCUGGUAAAUAUUUUUUUCGAAGUUCCUCCCAGAGCAUUUACGAUCAAAAACAAAUGUUUGCCGUAAUUUCGGGAAGUUAUCACUGUGGUUUUUCGAUGAAUGCGCCUGCGCCGAAGAUCCCGUUCAUAUUUUUAACAUUCGGUAUAAAACGCUGCACCGGAGGCCUCACCAUUGGUUUGUUUUUGUGAUAGCAGUGUUUAUAUCGGAGACUUUAUCGUUUAUGAUCAGGAAUACAUCAGUGGUCCAAACAAUCAUGUCGAGGCCGAAGGUUCUCGUUACGAGCUGCGAUACACCGAUUGAAGUAGUGGAAUUUCUGGCCAGAAGAUGUGAUGUUACCGUUUUACCCUAUGUCUCACCAACAGAAGCCCAAGUAUUGGCGGAUCUUCCUGGACACGAUGGUGUAUUUCUCUAUGGAUGCGCCGACGUCAAUAGCCAAUUUUUUGAUAUCGCUGGUCGUAAACUGAAGGUCGCGGUGGCAGUGUCAACUGAGUUAGCUCAGCUCGAUGUCCAGGAGAUGGAAAGCAGGGAUUAUCAUGUUGGAGGUACGCUCAUGCAUUAUCACACUGCACUUGCUCAGGUUGCGGUGAUGCUCUUGCUGAAUGCUAGGAGACGCCCACUCGAGAGUUGCAUUCUUCGUGAAGAGGUAAGGACCGGAAGUCGUCCCCAGUUUACCCCAGUGUUUGACCAUCACCUUCGUGGUUCAACGGUUGGAAUAGUUGGUCUAGGAGUUCUUGCCCAUGAGGUGAUGACACAUCUACUCGGUUUUGACGUUGGAAAAUUCUUGCUUCUCGGGGACAGCCCGAAAAGAGCUUAUAGGGAACUGGUAGAUGAAUUCGUCUCCUUCGACAACAUCCUUACGCAUAGUGACUUCAUCGUCGUUACUCUACCGUUGACAAGCGAAACGCGGGGAUUGUUCGACGACGCGGCUUUCUAUAAAAUGAAGCAAAACGCUGUUCUCGUGAAUGUCGGGGGUCCAGCUGUUGUUAAAAUGAGCUCUCUUCUGAAGGCACUCCACGAGGGGGCGAUAUUGGCGGCCGGGCUGGACGUUGUUGAUCGUGAGUCAGUGCCAAACUACCGCGAACUCCUGGGGCAGCCGACUUUGGAGCUUGGGCCACGUCUUGGAGUUACUACUAACCUGUCGAGUGAAGAACGUUGCAUUUACGCUGCGCUUAGAAUUUUGAGCGUCCUUGUGAUUCGACCCAUCAUGUCUACUCCCUGGGAGUUGUAGAGUGAUACUUAGCCUGUGGGCCAAAUUAGGACUUGAUUUUGUUGUAAUAAAAAUAAUUUCAUGAAGAGUCACUUCUAACAAACAUUAUGAUAAUUUAAUUAUCAUAAUUUGAAAAUAGAACCAUUAAAAAAGAUUCUCAGUAUUUCGAAACAUCUCAGAGCUCUUCAUCAGGAGAAUUAAUUAAGGUUGUGCAGUGAGGUGAAAGCUUAUAGGAGUGGGAAUGAAGGUUAGUGUUCUAACCUCACUUUCGCGCCCCAUUCUUCAAUGUAUAACCUCCAAAUAUUGAAUUUGUUAAUUGUUGUGAGUAUUCUAGAGAUGUGAAAGUAUUAUUGUAAAUUAUGACAUACUAACAUUUUUAAUAAUAUUCUUUUAAUAUACAGAUUCAAUAAACAAU